Penicillium daleae is the source of this 1872-nucleotide messenger RNA. RefSeq names its product sugar porter family MFS transporter. The record is from RefSeq and is a predicted model, not a curated record. Lineage: Eukaryota; Fungi; Ascomycota; Eurotiomycetes; Eurotiales; Aspergillaceae. Gene Ontology annotation, molecular function: myo-inositol:proton symporter activity. Gene Ontology annotation, biological process: transmembrane transport. The transcript has 4 exons. Gene Ontology annotation, cellular component: membrane. The coding region runs from base 1 to 1872 and encodes 623 amino acids.
AUGAAGGAGCAUGAGUCCCUGGAGCCGGUCGACGAGACCAAUGGCUCAAGAGAGAAGAGAACAGAGAGCUUGGCGGGCUCUAGCGACAAGGAAAUGCCGGCGACAGCUCAUAUUCCCGAUGUUGAAGGCCAUGUUGAUCGCAGUCAUAUUAAUGCUGUCUUCCAGAACCCGCUUGCGGGAAUUCCCCGGGAUCAAUUGAUGAAAGAUGUUCAAGGAUUCUGCCUUCGUUUCAACCUGAUGAAUGACUUGGAGACUUUUCAAAAAGGUGCCCUCAUUUCGCAGAAUCCUGAGACAGCAACGACAAUGCCGGAACUGAAUGAUUCUGAGAAAGAGGCGCUCAUUCGCGAGCAUACUCAUAAAUGGAGCCAGCCAUGGCAGCUCUACUGGCUAGCCAUCAUGUGCUCCCUCGCGGCAGCAGUCCAAGGAAUGGACGAAACAGUGAACAAUGGUGCACAAGCUAUCUACUUGGAUAUUCUCGGCAUAAAAAACAACAAAAAUCUGACGGGCCUAGUCGUCGGCGCCCCAUAUCUGGCAUGUGCCCUUAUAGGCUGCUGGCUGACCGAACCUCUCAAUCGAUUCUUCGCUCGUCGUGGAACUAUCUUUAUCUCCUGUUUUAUUGCAGCAAUUGCCUCUAUUUGGGAAGGAUUGUGCAAUUCAUGGGUGAAUCUGUUCAUUGCCCGGUUUGUUCUCGGACUAGGCAUUGGAUCCAAGUCCUCGACCGUCCCUGUCUACGCUGCCGAAUGUUCUCCAGCUCCCAUAAGAGGAGCUUUGGUUAUGAGUUGGCAAAUGUGGACAGCAUUCGGAAUUAUGCUUGGAAAUCUUAUGGGUGUGGCAUUCAUACAUGUUGGACGAGAUCUGAGCUGGCGUCUUAUGCUGGGCUCGACCGUCGUGCUACCCUUGAUCGUCUGCGCUCAGGUCUAUAUCUGUCCCGAGUCGCCUAGAUGGCUUAUUCAGCAUGACAAGAUUGAGAAAGCCUACACUAAUUUCAAGAUUCUCCGUCCCACGGAGCUUCAGGCAGCGAGAGACCUGUACUACGCUUAUGUUGGCGUCGAGUUGGAGCGCAAGAUCAACAAGGGCAAGAACUUUUUCACCAUGUUCUACGAGCUCUUUUCUGUUCCUCGCAACCGUCGCGCUACGCUGGCAUCUUGGAUUGUAAUGUUCAUGCAGCAAUUCUGUGGAGUCAACGUCAUUGCGUACUACUCGACUACAAUCUUCCAGGAUUCUGGAUAUGGUCUUUCGGCGGCCUUGCUGGCAUCGAUGGGGACGGGUAUUCUGAACUGGGUAUUCGCCAUACCAGCCAUUUUCACGAUUGAUACUUGGGGCCGGCGCAACCUUUUAUUGUUCACAUACCCAUUCCUAGCCAUCUUCCUCCUCUGGUCAGGCUUUUCCUUCUGGAUUGAGGCCGAUAACCCCUUGAGUAAGAAGCGGGUUGCAAUGGUCACCACGGGCAUGUAUUUGUUUGAGAUAUUUUAUUCUCCUGGUUCAGGUCCAGUGCCAUUCACCUACUCGGCAGAGGCAUUCCCCCUGCAUGUGCGUGAAGUGGGUAUGUCGUGGGCCACAGCUACGACCUGGUGCUUCAACUUUAUACUGUCAUUUACCUGGCCACAUCUUCUGUCGGCAUUUAAGCCACAGGGCGCUUUUGGCUGGUACGCAGCCUGGUGUAUUAUUGGCUGGGUUUUAGUACUUCUUUUCGUCCCCGAAACCAAGGCUCUCACUCUCGAAGAGUUGGAUCAAGUCUUCUCAGUACCGACCAGAAAACAUGCAUCUUAUCAGAUCAAGAAUGCUAUCUGGCACUUCCGUGUCUGGGUCCUACGCCAGAAGUUAGAGCCUUUACCGGAUUUCUACAAAGGUGCCGAGCAUCUUGGGCGGUAG